Amyelois transitella is the source of this 2640-nucleotide messenger RNA. RefSeq names its product translocation protein SEC63 homolog (gene Sec63). The transcript has 12 exons. Gene Ontology annotation, molecular function: RNA binding; transmembrane protein transporter activity. Bases 264 to 2540 code for a protein of 758 amino acids. The record is from RefSeq and is a predicted model, not a curated record. Gene Ontology annotation, cellular component: Sec62/Sec63 complex. Lineage: Eukaryota; Metazoa; Arthropoda; Insecta; Lepidoptera; Pyralidae. Gene Ontology annotation, biological process: SRP-dependent cotranslational protein targeting to membrane; post-translational protein targeting to endoplasmic reticulum membrane.
CGCCGGAAUGUAGUAAAAUAUUUUUAGUUUACUUUAAAAUAAAUUUAAAUACGUUAAGACAGUAAUGUUAUAUAUUUUUAUUUGAGUUUGUGGGCAUUAUUAUUAAUUUCGUAUAGUCUAAAACAUCCAUAAGAUUUAAUACACACGACUGAUUUCUGAACUGAACCCGUAUUUUAGAUUGACACGUCUUCUUUCUCACACUCAUGUGGAUUUGGAUUGAAUUGUAAUGAUUUUGUAAAUUAUUAAAUUUAUUAAAUUGAAGGAUGGGUGGGCAAAAAUUUGAGUAUGAUGAGAGUGGAUCAACAUUCUUUUAUUUCGUUCUCUCAUUCCUGGCCUUAAUAUUAGUGCCAGCGACAUUUUAUUACUGGCCGCGGAAAAGAAAAGAAGAUCCCGCCAAGAAAGCAGAAUUAUGUCAAUGUCCAAAUUGUGUUAAGAAACAGUUAAUCAUAGAGCAAUCACAGCCUUACAAGGGUGUGAAGAAUUUUUUCAUUAAAGUUGCCAUCGUGUCAGGAUGGGUGCUGCUUGGAUUCCUUGCAUAUAAAGUGUCACAGUUUGACUAUGAGAUGUCAAAUUUUGAUCCAUAUGAUAUACUGGGUCUUCCCCCUGGUGCCUCACAGGCAGAAAUUAAGAAAUCUUACCGCAAGCAGUCUCUAAUUCUCCACCCUGACAAAGAAACUGGAGAUGAAAAAGCUUUUAUGAGAUUGACCAAGGCUUAUCAGGCUCUCACAGAUGAUGAAGCGAGGCGAAAUUGGGAGAAAUAUGGCAAUCCUGACGGACCAGGGGCAAUGAGCUUUGGUAUUGCGUUGCCAAGCUGGAUUGUGGAGAAGGAAAACAGUGUUUGGGUGCUUGGGCUUUAUGCUCUUGUGUUCAUGGUCGCAUUACCUACUGCUGUGGGCACAUGGUGGUACAGGUCAAUUCGCUUUUCUGGAGAGCAAGUACUGCUUGACACAACCCAAAUGUACUUCUACUUCUGUCACAAAACUCCAUCAAUGCCCCUGAAGCGAGCCCUCAUGAUUUUGGCGGCCUCUUGUGAAUUUGACAAGAGACAUAAUUCAGAAAUUGUUGAGAGGGUUACUGACAAUGAAGAAGUACCUAUGCUUUUACGCGAACUACCAAACCUCGGCGAGAAGAACAAAGAGCAGCCUUUGUGCCGGCCCUACAGCAUCAAAGCCCGGGCCUUGCUCCACGCUCACCUGUCCCGGAUGAAACUCCCUCCGGACACGUUGGAGUGCGAUCGGAGAUAUGUGGUAUCCCGCUGCCCGGAUCUCAUUGUGGAGAUGGUCAACUGUGUUAACCAGUUGAUAGCGUUGGCCUAUGCUAGGAGAAUACCUCGCCUACCCACCAUCGAGACUAUAGAGAAUUGCAUGAAACUCUCACCAAUGAUAGUCCAAGGCUUAUGGGAGUACAAAUCUCCUCUCCUACAACUUCCUUACAUCACAGAAGACCACCUGAAAUACUUCACAAAUCGUAAAAAGCACAUCAAAUCAUUAUUGCAACUAGCACAGUUACCAGGCGAGGAAAGGAGACAAGUGCUGCGGUUUUUGAAUGACAAACAAUAUGAAGAUGUGAUGAAAGUUUUGGGGAACAUGCCUUAUAUUCAUUUCCAAGUCAACACUGAAGUAAUUGACGACGAGAAUUCCACAGUGGUAACAGCUGGCGCCAUUGUUACUGUUACCGUGUUUCUGAGAAGAACUAACAUGAGGGAGCUGUUUGGCGAUACCACAAUAAAAGAAAAAGAUAACAUUAAAGAAGACGAAGAAGGUGCCGGCGAGAAUGGCGAAAAGAAUGAAAACGACAAGAAUGACAAGGACAAAAAAGAGGUAUUCAAGCGGCCAGUAUGGAUGAAGCAGACUAAAAAGCACCCGUCUUCUAAAAAAAGCAAGAAACCCGCUCCGGCGAAGCAGCAACCCAAGCCAGCGCCCGUUGCCUCGACGCCGCCGCCGCCCGCUAACGAUCACAAGAAAACUAAGGAACCAAAGAAGAAGGAUGACGAAGGCGAUGAAUCCGACCAUGACAGCUCAGACGAGUCGGCGUCCCGUAGCUCGGGGUCGGAAGACGAGUCGCGCGACAAGUCGUCCGGCGGCGACGAGGACGACGACGACCAGUGGGACAAGUUCCAGAAGAGGUUGCAGAAGCGGGAGCGACUUGAAGGACGCUCCAAGAGUUCGCAUCCUGUGCACUGCCCGUACUUCCCUCAGGAGAAGCAAGAGUACUGGUGGUGCUACAUCUGCGACCGCAAAUCGCACACGUUGCUGACUGCGCCCGCGCACGUGACCGCGCUGGUGGACACGCACGAGCUGCAACUGCGCUUCACGGCGCCGAGGUGGCCGGGGCUCUAUACGUUAGCCUGCUGUCUCAGAUCAGAUUCAUACAUCGCGAUGGAUCAGCAACAAGACAUGAAGCUGGACGUGAAGGAAGCGGCGGCUGUGCCCGCCGAGCACCCGCAGUGGGACCUCAGCGACUCUGACACCGACAACAACGAUCAGGGUGGCAAUGAAAGUGAAUUCACGACAGACGACGAGGAGGUCGAAGAGGAGUAAUCGAAGAUACCUAAGUUAUUUUUAUAUAGUUUAUCAUGUGGUGUAUGCGAAAUUUUGUUGUAUGAUCAGAGAGAAUGAAUAUAAUAUUUUAUAUUCUAAA